Messenger RNA from Nicotiana tabacum (common tobacco), 2321 nucleotides. RefSeq lists its product as uncharacterized. Gene Ontology annotation, molecular function: mRNA binding; poly(A) RNA polymerase activity. Gene Ontology annotation, cellular component: nucleolus; TRAMP complex. The record is from RefSeq and is a predicted model, not a curated record. Gene Ontology annotation, biological process: RNA 3'-end processing; polyadenylation-dependent ncRNA catabolic process. NCBI's taxonomy places the organism in Eukaryota, Viridiplantae, Streptophyta, Magnoliopsida, Solanales, Solanaceae.
CGUCGAAAGAUGAUUCCAUUUUCAAAGAUCAAACUCUAGAUGUCUGAGUUUAUUUUUAAUAGGAUUUGCUACUUAGAUUUCUAUCCCAAAAAAAGAAAAGAAAAAACCAAAAUCAAAACCCUAAAUUGGAUCCAGGGUUUAUAAUCUACCCGUCAACUUUUUCGACCGUAUCAAAAUACCCCCACUAAAACAGUCCAACUUAAUUUCCCGACUGUAAACUACGUGCGGUUCAGUACCCAAUGGAGGUUGAGGGCAUUUUGUACGAAACUCUCAGCCCUCUCUCCGCCGCCACUAUCUCCACCACCGACCACCCACCUCCGUCGUCCUCCGACGAACAUGAACCUUACCUCGUAUUCCGCAACGAAAUUUCUCUAUCUACUCUCCAAUGUCCCUCACCGGAAACCGCCGUAGCCGAUUACUUCUCACUUGACCUCGACGGCGACACCGCCGAGCUGAAUAACGGUUCCGUUUCGACGCCGGUGUCAGCUGCUGCUACUCCGUUGCCGGUUAAGGAAACAACGAGAGGACUUGAAGGCAAUUGGUUUCGUGCUAAUUGUCGGUUUAAGAGUCCUAUGCUUCAGCUUCAUAAGGAGAUAAUAGAUUUUUGUGAGUUUUUAUCACCUACACCUGAGGAGCAAGCAUCUCGUAAUGCAGCCAUAGAAUGUGUCUUUGAUGUUAUCAGAUAUAUCUGGCCCAACUGCAAGCCAGAAGUCUUUGGAUCAUUCAAGACAGGGCUAUAUCUUCCCACAAGUGAUGUUGAUCUGGUGAUUUUAGGGUCAGAUAUUAGAAGUCCUCAACUUGGGUUACAAGCUCUUUCUAGGGCUCUCUCACAAAAAGGAGUUGCAAAGAAGAUACAGGUGAUAUCAAAGGCUCGUGUGCCAAUAAUCAAAUUUGUGGAGAAGAAAAGUGGCAUUUCAUUUGAUAUAAGUUUUGAUGUGGAGAAUGGACCCAGAGCUGCUGAAUUUAUUAAGGAUGCUAUGUCUAACUGGCCCCCUCUACGACCAUUAUGUUUGAUUUUGAAAGUGUUCUUGCAACAGAGAGAGUUAAAUGAGGUUUAUACUGGUGGGAUUGGUUCCUAUGCGCUGCUUGUAAUGCUCAUAGCAAUGUUGCAGAAUCAUCGAAAUGGUCAAGCUUCUCCGGAACAGAAUUUGGGAAUUCUUUUGGUUAGUUUCUUUGAUAUUUAUGGACGCAAAUUAAAUACAUCAGAUGUUGGUGUAUCUUGUAAUGGAGAAGGUACCUUCUUCCUGAAGAGUAGCAAAGGGUUCUCAAUUAAAGGGAAGCAAUCUCUUAUUUCUAUUGAGGAUCCACAGACACCAGAAAAUGACAUUGGAAAGAGCUCCUUCAAUUAUUUUCAGGUCAGAUCUGCUUUUGCGAUGGCUUUCACGACAUUGACAAAUGCAAAAGCCAUAUUUGGCCUAGGUCCCAACAGGAGUAUUCUUGGCACAAUAAUUAGACCAGAUGAAAUACUAGUGGAAAGGAAAGGGGGGUCCAAUGGGGAAGUGACUUUUACUAACUUGCUACCAGUCGCCGGGGAGGGACUGCAGCAGUAUACCGACCAGCAGGAAAUCUAUUGUAACUGGCGGUUAAAUGAUGACGAUGAAGAAGCACUCCCUCGAGGAAAUGGGGUCGCAGAGGAUGGUGGAGCGCUGCAGUCCUCAGGAAAGAAGAGGAAAUCGUCAAAGGAAAAAAAAUCUGCUAAGAAGGUGAAAGAAAAUGGGGAGAGUAGUAAUGUUAGAGAUGAAGGGAAUUCCUCGAGGAAAGAGAAAAGUUCGAAGAAGCAUUGGAAACAUAAUAGAUGGUGAUAAGACGACAGCAAUAUUUAUUUGUAAUGGUUAGAGUCCAUCUACUGGGAUGCCUCUACAUGAUAUUUAACCUGCAUCAAAUAGUCAGAUCAUGAGGAACCUUACUGUAAUUUUACUGAUGUAUCGCUGGAGAUGCCCAUUUGUAAAGCGUAACUCCAUUUGGGUUGCCAAGAUACCUGUUUUCUCUGGUGAACUGAAUGGCAGUGUUUAUAUGGCAAAGUUCUUUAGCUAGUUUCUCUGAUGGCUAUAACGUUGACGUGUGCACUAGCGAAUCAGGUUCAAGUGCAUUGGAGAAUUCAUAUUGCACAAAAGUUUUGAUACAAAGUGGUGAAGAUCAUCCUCAGUGUUGUAACAUGCCAGUUUUGACAAGAGAGAACUGCUGUUGUAAUUCUGGGAAAAUAAAGCUGCUUUUGUAAGACUUCUUUUAAAUUUGAAUAUAAGAGACUGCUUGUUAGUUAAUGAAUUCCUAAAAACACAAUUUGAUGAAAUGCAGAUACAUUUUUGGGCGUUUCAUUGGUA